This is a messenger RNA of Stereum hirsutum FP-91666 SS1, 1609 nucleotides long. RefSeq lists its product as uncharacterized. The record is from RefSeq and is a predicted model, not a curated record. The transcript is spliced from 8 exons. Gene Ontology annotation, cellular component: cytoplasm; nucleus. Gene Ontology annotation, biological process: intracellular signal transduction; protein phosphorylation. Gene Ontology annotation, molecular function: ATP binding; protein serine/threonine kinase activity. The coding region runs from base 46 to 1170 and encodes 374 amino acids. NCBI's taxonomy places the organism in Eukaryota, Fungi, Basidiomycota, Agaricomycetes, Russulales, Stereaceae.
CACCAACACCAUUUGUUAGAAUCACAUUUCACUUCAAGGAAACCCAUGACUAUUGAUGAAUCUCGUCUCCCUUUCUAUGCUCUUCUCUCACCUGAAGAUCUACGGGUCUAUGAAGCAGCAACAGCGAGGGGCCUGUUCAACGUCCAACCUGCUGAGGAGUUCUGGCGAGAUCACUACGAAAUGUUGUACCGUAGGGGUUAUCAGCUCAGACCGCGAUAUGACCCUGACUGGACACCUUCCUGGAUCGGUACAAGGGCCGAUCCCAUUUUUUGCGAGGAUUCCAUUGCGCUUGUGAAUCGCGAUGUGAUGGAUGCUACGCGUAGAGAGGACGGGAAACUCGUCUGUAUAAAGCGAAUACGCAGCAAUGAAGCCGAGAUCGACAUCGCACUUUCGCUUCUUACUCCCGACCUCAUCGACCACUCUAUGAACCACUGUGUUCGUAUUCUGGAUGCAUUUAAAGACUCACUCCAGCCCGAAACAUAUCUCCUCGUCAUGCCGUAUUUGCGUCCAUUUGACGAUCCCCCCUUUGGAGCAGUUGGCGAGGUUCUGGAUUUUGUGAGACAGACAUUAGAGGGUCUAUGUUUCAUUCAUAGCCAAAAUGUUGCACACAGAGAUUGCGCCUCCGAAAACAUCAUGAUGGAUGCCACCCCUCUGUACCCUCAUGGCCAUCACCCUAUCCGAAGAUCAUCAACUGUCGACGGGAUCUACAAUGCCCACCCCCUUUCCCGCAUCGACCAUCCCGUUAACUAUUACUUCAUUGACUUCGGUAUAUCCACGCGAUUCGCCCUCGGAGAGUCCACUAUGGUGGUUGGGGCCAAAGGUCGCGAAAAAGGAUUGCCGGAGCUGUCUCGCACCGUAAAAUACAACGCUCUUCAAGCUGACAUCUUCAUUUUGGGCAACCUCUAUAAACACAGUCUCCUGGAGAAAUAUUCUAGUCUAGAUUUUCUGACACCUCUCAUCGCAAGCAUGACAAAACUUGACCCCUCCGCGCGACCUACUGCACCAAAUGCUCUUUCUCAGUUUCAUGUCAUCCGGUCAAAUCUCAGCCCCCUUAUCUCACGCUGGCGGCUACGCCCGCGGGAGGAAUCGGUACCUCAGCGCAUCGUCUACGACACUGUGGCCGUGGCACGCGAAACGUUUCACCAUCUGAAGAAGAUCGUUGGACAAUGAGUUCAAGGUUCCCUGAUUCUCCGUUUUCUGCCCUGGUCGCUUUUUCGCCAUAUGCUGUCGCCACAAACGGAGGCGUUGAUGGUCCUUCCAGCUCUCCGGUCGUGAUAUGUUGUCACUUUUGAAUUUCGGACCGGGUGCUCUUGGGAAUAGAUGUGGUAUACCAUUUCAUCAAUAUAUGGUGAUUGUUGUGCGCGACAGAUUUUACUUGCACGGAUAGCGACCCGUCAAUGUAACUUUACUGUAUGUGGCUUAUCAACCAGCUUAUUUCUCUGUGGGCAGUCGUCCUCGGCACCAGCAAGUUUCCUUCAACUAGACUAUCCCCUUUAUUGUUCCAUCGCUGCAUCGUGCCAAAUUAGACGUCGCCCUAUAUUUGAUUCCUCUAUCAACACUGGUGUUAUACUUGUUGCUUGGGUGCUAUCUCGCUCGGAGCGACGUCGCG